Molecule: messenger RNA, 1158 nt
Organism: Peniophora sp. CBMAI 1063
Lineage: Eukaryota; Fungi; Basidiomycota; Agaricomycetes; Russulales; Peniophoraceae
Source: the annotation of a GenBank genome assembly
AUGGCCAAUACCACGAUACCAUCCGCCGAUGCUCUACAUGUCAACCCUCCGUCGAUCGUGGGUCCUAUUUUUAUUGGACAGAGUUUGAACUGGGCGCUUUUUGGAACGCUGGCUGUUCAAUUAUAUAUAUUCGAGAAAAGCAGGCAACACACGACCUACCCCCUUUGGAUGAGGACCUUAGUCUGGUCCAUUUUCGUCGUAGAUGCGAUACAAACUGGAUUCAUGAUCCAGUAUUCCUGGUUCUACUCCGUGGACAUAUGGGGCGACGUCGUCACUCUUGCUACCCGCGUGCCCACGAGUGCGGGUCUUCUGACCUUCUUCGACGGUCUCAUUGCUUUGAUGGUGCAAUCUCUCUAUGCAUGGCGGAUAUGGGUUCUGGCUCGAUCUCGGACUUUGCGGGCCCUGGCAUCCAUUGUCGUUUUGCUCUCUUUGAUGCAAUUUGGCGCAUCCAUUCAAGUUCCAAUUGUGAAUGUAAGGGUUCACGGCAGUACAGUCGGUUUCGCCCAGAUUCGUGCCAGUGUCGAUGUCUGGCUUAUUGGCGGCUUUACUGGAGAUAUCAUAAUCGCCGGUUGUAUGAUAUACGUGCUGUAUCGGGCUCGGUCACAAACAACCUGGUUACAGUCUCAGACGUUGUAUGAUCGCCUCAUCGCCAACACUGUGCAGACGGGACUCUUGACUAUGGUUGUCGCUGGUCUCACUCUAGCGCUAUGGAAGAUCUACCCGGUAGAUCUUAUCUAUGUCACGCCUGGUAUGAUCUUAGGAAAAUUGUAUUCGAAUAGCUUCCUCUCUGCGCUCAAUAGUCGCACGUUUCGCGAGGAUAACUCGGUACAAGACUCGUCAGAGCUUCCAACUCAUCAGCGAUCGGGCCUUUCAAGGUUAUGGGCACCGAAAGGGCGAAGCACAACGACUUCUGGCACAGGUUCGACAGGCAUUCAUGUUCACGUCCUCCGGGAUCGCGAGCGUCACGUCGACGGUGCGUCUAGCGGAUGUCUCUCUGUGGCAAGCCGCGGUUUAGGCGGCCAUGACGAACCUCGUCGUGCGAAUGACCGGAAGGAAACCGUCACUUCUGACGGUACAGGGAGUGAAGAACGGGUGAUUGAGCUAUCGACUUUCUCCAAUAUUCCUGUUUCAGAUGAUACUGUGAAGACAUGUAUAUAG